AUGAAACAUUUGCUCCAAUAUUUCUUGCUCCUAUUCUUAAUCCCUAAAAUCUGUUUUACCAUCAUCCCUGCCGUUCACAGCCUCUGCACUAAAGACCAGCAACUAUCAUUGCUCCAUUUGAAGAAAAGCCUUCAAUUUUCUCAUGAUCCUGAUUCCGAUUCAUACCCAACCAAGGUUAUAUCUUGGAAUUCAAGCACCGAUUGUUGUUCUUGGCUUGGUGUUAAUUGCAGUAGUGAUGGGCAUGUCGUUGGUCUUGACCUUAGCAGCGAAGCUAUCAACGAUGGCAUUGACGAUUCGAGCAGUCUUUUCGAUCUUCAACACCUUCAAAGCCUCAAUUUGGCUGAUAACCAUUUUACCUAUGGUACUCGCAUUCCAUCUGCAAUUGGAAAGCUUGUGAACUUGAGGUAUCUAAAUUUAUCAUCUUGCAGUUUCUAUGGAUCAAUCCCAAAGUCAAUAGCAAACCUAACACACUUGCAAUUUUUGGACCUUUCAGAAAACCAGAUUCAAGGCAAGAUACCCCAUUGGAUUUGGAGUUUCAAUCAUCUUGAUUACCUAAAUCUUUCUUGCAACUCUUUGGUAACUCUAGAAGCUCCUUUAUAUGAUUCUGGUGUGUCAAUAGUUGACCUUCAUUCAAACCAACUCCAGGGUCAAAUCCCAACUUUCAUACCAUUUGGUUACUAUCUGGAUUACUCAAGCAACCAUUUCAAUUCUAUACCAUCUGACAUUGGUUUGACUCCCACAGCGUUCUUCUCUCUUUCAAACAAUCACUUGCAUGGGGUCAAUCCGGCAUCAAUAUGCAAUGCGGAAAGUUUUCUUAUGAGUCUUGAUCUGUCCAAUAAUUUUCUGAGUGGCAUUAUUCCCCCAUGCUUGACUGCAAUGCGCAAUCUGAGAGUACUUAAUUUAGCAAGAAACAACCUCACUGGAACUAUUUCUAAUUUUCAAGUUACUGAACAUAGUUUAUUAGAAAUUCUAGAGCUCGGUGGAAAUCAGUUAGGUGGUCAGUUUCCGAAAUCUCUAGGUAACUGCACACAGUUACAGGUUUUAAACCUGGGAAACAAUCAUAUAACAGAUACCUUUCCAUGCUUGUUAAAAAACAUGUCCACCUUGCGUGUCCUUGUGUUGCGGUCCAACAACUUCUAUGGAGGAAUUGGAUGUCCCAACACCUAUGGCACCUGGCCAGUGCUUCAAAUCAUACACCUAGCUCACAACAAUUUCACUGGUGAAAUACCGGGAAUAUUUUUGACAACAUGGCAGGUAAUGAUGGCUCCCGAGGAUGGUCCCCUGUCGAUUGUCAAAUUUCAGAUGGUUACACUUAUUGCGGGAGCACCAAUGUCGAUUGAUUAUUCUUUUAAGGAUCGUAUAACAGUUACCAGCAAAGGUUUAGAGAUGGAUCUAGUAAGGAUUCUAUCUAUCUUCACCUUGAUUGACUUCUCCUGCAACAACUUCAGUGGACCAAUACCUAAGGAAAUGGGAGAAUUCAAAUCACUACAUGUCCUUAACUUGUCCGGAAAUUCUUUGACAGGCGAAAUCCCAUCCUCAUUUGGUAACAUGCGGGUACUCGAGUCCUUGGACCUGUCACAGAACAAGUUGGGCGGGCACAUUCCACCACAGUUGGCAAAGCUUACUUUCCUUUCGUUCUUGAAUAUCUCGUAUAAUCAACUGGUCGGCAGGAUCCCAACCAGUACUCAGUUUUCAACAUUUCCAAAAGACUCAUUUACAGGAAACAAAGGACUAUGGGGACCUCCUUUGACAGUGGAUAACAAAGCAAGAUUGUCACCACCACCAGCAUUAAAUGGAAGCCUUCCAAAUUCUGGCCAUCGUGGGAUUAAUUGGGAUCUUAUUAGUGUUGAAAUUGGAUUUACAGUUGGCUUUGGAGUUUCCGUUGGGUCACUUGUGUUGUGCAAGAGAUGGAGUAAGUGGUAUUACAGAGCUAUGUACAGGAUGGUUCUUAAGGUAUUCCCACAGCUGGAGGAAAGAAUUGGAAUUCAUCGAAGACAUGUUCACAUAAAUCGAAGGUGGAGACGUUGA
This is a messenger RNA of Prunus mume (Japanese apricot), 2028 nucleotides long. RefSeq names its product receptor-like protein 33. Gene Ontology annotation, molecular function: protein binding. NCBI's taxonomy places the organism in Eukaryota, Viridiplantae, Streptophyta, Magnoliopsida, Rosales, Rosaceae. The record is from RefSeq and is a predicted model, not a curated record.